AUGGAAGAGAAAUCUCUCAAGAAAAUUGGCCGAGCCUUGGAGACAUAUAUCAAGCUCAGCAAGGACCAUGCAGCAAUGAUGGCUCGAGAAAGGGCUGACUUUGAAUUAGGUCGUCGUCAUUUAGCGAACAUGAUGAAUUUGGAUGCCCAUACCAUGACACAGGAUGAUAUAGAUGCGGCGAUAUGCUAUCUGUUUCCUUCUGGUCUAUUCGACUUGAAAGCCAGGCCUGUUAUGCGUCCUCCGGAUGAGAUAAUGCCCAAGUUCCGCAGUUUGUCAUUUGACGAAGAAGGUCGUCCUAAAGAUAGUCGAUUUUUCACUCUCCAUCCAAAAUUUUACAAACUGUUGUCGUACGCUCAUUUAUUGAUGGCGUUCGAUUACCUUAUUAGUCUACCGUCAUCAGCGGUUGAGGAGAAAUUUAUCAUGCAAUACAGAGAACCACUUGCCGCUUCAACAAAGUCGAAACUUUUUGGACCUGCUGUCCCUGAGGUGAAGGUUUGUCCCAAGACACAACGGCGGGUCGCAACUGUUAGAACUAGAUGUAAAGAUACAAUGGUAUCUGUAAAAGUGUCAGAUGCAGGAACUGGCAAGUUCGACAUUGACGGUUUGGCUCUACACGAUUUCCGACAUCUUGUUGCUAGGUAA
Haemonchus placei is the source of this 642-nucleotide messenger RNA. The record is from the annotation of a GenBank genome assembly. NCBI's taxonomy places the organism in Eukaryota, Metazoa, Nematoda, Chromadorea, Rhabditida, Trichostrongylidae.